Messenger RNA from Symbiodinium necroappetens, 1206 nucleotides. The record is from the annotation of a GenBank genome assembly. NCBI's taxonomy places the organism in Eukaryota, Dinophyceae, Suessiales, Symbiodiniaceae.
AUGGCGUCCAGACUUGUGUGCCUUUUGCCGCUGAUCUCAAACACGCUCGGUGCUGAAGUCGGAUCGCAUCAUCCUCUCAGAGAGCAGUUUGAUGGCUUUCGUCAACAGUACGGCCGAACAUACCAGGAAGGCACCGAAGAGUACGAAAAGCGAUUUGCAUUGUACCGCAAUGCAGCUCUCCUUGCUGAGCGUCUCAACAGUCGCCCAGGGCGUUUGUGGACCGCCGGAACGGGACCUUUGGCCGAUCGAAGUGAAGAAGAGCUCCAGUCUCUCCGGGGCUGGUUUGGAAGUGCCCGAGGUGGUCGCAAGGCCCGUGGCAACCUUCGGAUGGCCUCUCUAGCACAACUUGGAUCUGCAGACACACCUCAGGAGUUCCUGAAUUGGACCUCUCUGUCUUCACUCGAAAACGUUCGCGAUCAGGGAGGCUGUGGCUCCUGCUGGGCUGUGACAGCAAGUACGGUCUUGGACAGCCACGCAGAGAUCUACAAGUCCAAGCAGAGGAGUUUCUCAGCCCAGGAGCUCGUUUCCUGCGUCGCCAACCCCAAGAAGUGCGGUGGCUCAGGUGCCUGCAGCGGAGCGACCGUUGAGUUGGCCUUCCAGUAUGCCAUGGACCAUCCGGUGCAGACAGCUGCAGAUGUCCCUUACGAAGCAGUCGACGGGCAUUGCCAGGGGGUUGCUGCUUCCCUCUUGCAGGGCGACUCCACGGGUGACACAGAUUUGGAUGUGGCUGCAGUCGGCUUCCAUGCUGCGAGCUCUGAUGCUCCGGGGCUGAAGUUCAUGACCGGUUGGGAGCGGCUGAAGGAGAACGGCUACUCAGAGCUGCUGCGCGCAAUAAGCGAGCGCGGCCCGGUGGCUGUCUCGGUAGAUGCAACGACUUGGAGCGCAUACAUGUACGGCAUCUUCGACUCCUGUGAAAAAGAUGCGGUCAUUAACCACGCGGUUACGCUUGUGGGCUACGGUGUCGAGAAGAGCAAUGGCAAGAUGUACUGGACCAUUCAGAAUUCCUGGGGGCCAAAUUGGGGCGAGGAUGGCAAGAUCCGGCUCUUGAGACGGGAGGACGAGGAGAGCUACUGUGGUAUUGAUCAUCAGCCCGAAGAAGGGACCGGAUGUGAAGGCGGACCCAAGCAGGUGAAGGUCUGCGGAACCUGCGGCAUCUUGUACGACAAUGUGGUGCCGCACUUCAAAAAUGGUGAGCCGGAUCUUUGA